Meleagris gallopavo (turkey) is the source of this 2034-nucleotide messenger RNA. NCBI's taxonomy places the organism in Eukaryota, Metazoa, Chordata, Aves, Galliformes, Phasianidae. The record is from RefSeq and is a predicted model, not a curated record.
GUUUCCGUGCGCCGCCAUUUUCGGGAGGGCGGAGCGGGAAAGUGCGGGUUUAUGUUUCCUGCUAGCGAUCUUACGAUACUGUGCUUAUCGCCGGUGAUUCGUCUGUAUGUAGAAAGGAAACCAGGCUCAGCCUCCGUCUUUGGAAGCCUCCAUCUCUUUGAGACUGAAGGAUGCCUCUUUUUGUCAUUCCAUUGAAUCCCCGCGUGUCUUUGGAGAAGGUUUGUGUGCCUCUCUUGGUUUCCCCUGGUGCUUCCAAGAAACGGAUCGCUCUGUGCUUUCAAGAAGUAACGCCGCUGUUUGUAUGUUUUAUUCCUAAUUUUAACUCAUUUUAUAUCCUUGAGGUGUAACAGCAGCAACGUCUACAUAGUUUUACUGUGUUAUGCCUUGAGUGCAUAAAACUAAAACCGGGUUUUGUGUCUGAAGAAGAGGAUUACUGAAAUGCAAUUUGUGUUGAUGGUAACGCUUUCUUUCAGGAUAUGAUAAGAAAAAAAAAGCCUAGAAUGCCUGCUAGUAGUAGAAAUGAUACAUUCCUGAAUGGCUGCCUUGUGUUAAAACAGUACAAAACAGCUUGCAAAGACAGCCUUGUUGUGCCAGGUGUUGGAUGAGGGAGCUUCUUGAGUUUGAUGUGGCCCUGCUCACAAGAAGCAACAAGAUGGAAUAUCCUCGUGUGUCUUAAGCAGUCUUUACAGCUAAAACCUUCCUGCUGACAACGAAGAAGGUAGAACAAUGGGAGUGACUAAUCUGUGGCAAAUCCUGGAGCCUGUGAGGCAGCCUGUAAGCUUGAGUAGUCUCAAAGGAAAGACGCUUGCUGUUGAUUUAAGUCUGUGGGUUUGUGAAGCACAGACUGUUAAAAAGAUGAUCGGAGUAGUUACCAAGCCCCAUCUGAGAAACCUGUUUUUUCGGUAUUCUUUUUUCACAUCAAUGGGGAUUAAAUUGGUGUUUGUCAUGGAAGGCGAGGCCCCCAAGCUGAAGGCAGACACCAUGAGUAAGAGAAAUGAGAUGCGAUACGGAGCCUCCAACAAACAUGGGGCUGCAAGAACAGGGAGAUCUCUUUUUAAAUCUAUUUUGAAAGAGUGCCUCCAGCUGCUGGAGUGUUUAGGUGUCCCAUGGGUUCAAGCAGCUGGGGAAGCAGAAGCAAUGUGUGCUUACCUGAAUGCAAAAGGCCAUGUUGAUGGGUGCAUUACCAAUGAUGGAGAUGUUUUCUUAUAUGGAGCUCAAACAGUUUAUAGGAACUUUGCUAUGAACUCUAAGGAGCCACAUCUUGACUGCUACACAAUGUCCUCUAUUAAGGAGAAGCUUGGUUGUGACAGAGAGUCUUUGAUUGGACUAGCUGUUCUUCUGGGUUGUGAUUAUCUUCCAAAGGGCGUUCCAGGAGUUGGAAAAGAACAAGCUUUAAAAUUAAUUGAGACUUUGAGAGGUCAAAAUUUACUGCAAAGGUUUGAGCAAUGGAGAGAACAAUCAGAGCAUGAUAAUAAUCCACCUUUGGUUGUUAAAAGAGUAGUGCACUGUUCUGACUGCCAUCAUCCAGGAUCAUACAAGGAACAUGAGCGCAGUGGAUGUAAAUUCUGUGAAAGCACUAGAUACUGCAAACCCAGUGACUCCAAAAACUGCUGCCCUUGUGAAUGGCAUCAGUUAGAGCAAGUGAAACAAGCAAGUGCAGUGGAGGACAAUAUCAGAAAAAAAGCUAACAGUUGUGAAGGCUUUCCAUUCUCUGAGGUUAUCCAAGAAUUUCUUGUAAACAAGAAUAAACUGAACAAGAUAAUGGAAUGCAAAAGGCCAAAUUUAUUGUCAUUUCAGAUAUUUGCUUCUGAGAAGAUGGAAUGGGCAAAGCAUUAUGCUUGUAAGAAGCUAUUAGUGCUGCUGACGCGUUAUGAUAUGAUCCAGAGGAAAUCUGGAUACAUUGAUUCAAAGCAGCUGCAGGCAAUACGGAUAGUCAAGACACGUGUUAAAAAUGGAGUUCCCUGUUUUGAAAUUGAGUGGCAAAAACCAGGUUGGAUGGAUUUCUAUGCUUAUUAUUGAAUAGCCUAAUUCAUA